Molecule: messenger RNA, 672 nt
Organism: Linderina pennispora
Lineage: Eukaryota; Fungi; Kickxellomycota; Kickxellomycetes; Kickxellales; Kickxellaceae
Exons: 1
Coding region: 89-271 (60 amino acids)
Source: RefSeq, a predicted model, not a curated record
UCUGGCUUAGUUUCUGAGACAUGGAAAGAACAUCUUUUUCUUGCCCGACCUUUGUAUUAUUUUCCAUCCUCCUCCUAUUUAAGCCACUAUGUCUUUCACGCUCGAGUUUAUCAUCGGUGUAUCAAAAGCCAACAGUAAGACAGACGAGUCGCCGAAAAGUGGCGAGGAAGCCCCACCCAACACGUUUCCGUGCGAGUGCUGCAACGAGAUGUUUGGCAGCAAGAUUGAUGCGAUGCUGCACCUGCGGUACAACUGUCGCGCGAUGGCCUAGUUCCCCAGCAGUGGGAGUUGUAAAAACGAACAGCCAACGCGUUGCUAGCUAUCCAAAGCAUAUAUUCAUUACCACUCCAACGUCUUUCUCAACAUAACCCGUGUAUAUCUGUUGCAAAACAAAUAAAUAUUCGCUACUGCCAUGUUGUGCAGAGUGGAGUACGAGAACCAACUAAGACAUAUUGUAGUCAUAAGGAAAAGAGGUAUAUUUCGAGCCAAAGAAGAAGGUAAAAAGCAUGGUAGCUGUCCCCGAGAUGUUUUUUGUAGCCAGUCUACACGCUCAAAUGUUGUGCUGCAGAGGGAUAAGAACUCCAGUGUUUACUUUUUUCCCUGCUAUUCUGCCGAUAAAUCCACCGGAACCACUGACAAGUAGCUCGCGCAGUGAUCUAUUGUCCGUACUAC